UUUUCUUACCGCCGCCAUUUUAACACUCUGCUCGCGUCGUCGGCUUGGCUUCCCCUUCCCCUCUCGAUUCCUAUUUCUUUCUCUUUUGUUUUGUUGUUCUUCUCGGUUUCUUCUGUCUCCGCUAUGGAGGACAACACCGACUACGGCAGCAGCAAUAACAACAACGCCGGCUCUGGCAGCGGCCAGGAAGACUUCGCCGAGGGCUCCAAGAUCAACGCGAGCAAGAACCAGCAGGAUGAUGGCAAAAUGUUUAUUGGAGGCCUGAGCUGGGAUACAAGCAAAAAGGACUUGACGGAGUACUUGUCUCGCUUCGGAGAAGUGGUGGACUGCACAAUUAAAACAGAUCCUGUCACUGGGAGGUCCAGAGGCUUUGGGUUUGUGCUUUUCAAAGAUGCUGCCAGUGUUGAAAAGGUAUUGGAACUGAAAGAACAUAAGUUGGAUGGCAAGCUAAUAGAUCCCAAAAGAGCAAAAGCUUUGAAGGGGAAAGAGCCACCUAAAAAAGUGUUCGUUGGUGGACUGAGUCCUGAUACAUCUGAGGAGCAAAUAAAAGAGUAUUUUGGUGGCUUUGGAGAGAUUGAAAAUAUUGAGCUUCCCAUGGACACAAAGACAAAUGAAAGGAGAGGGUUUUGUUUCAUCACGUACACAGAUGAAGAGCCAGUAAAGAAGCUAUUGGAAAGCAGAUACCACCAGAUUGGUUCUGGCAAGUGUGAGAUCAAAGUAGCACAGCCCAAAGAUGUGUAUAGACAGCAGCAGCAGCAACAGAAGGGAGGCAGAGGUACUUCAUCUGGUGGUCGUGGUGGUUCCCGAGGACGUGGCAGGGGUCAAGGCCAGAACUGGAACCAAGGCUAUAAUAACUAUUAUGAUCAAGGAUACGGAAGUUACAACAGUCCUUACAGCGAUCAGAGCUAUAGCAGUUAUGGCGGAUAUGAUUAUUCUGGGUAUAACUACCCAAGUUACGGCUAUGGACAAGGAUACGCCGACUACAGUGGACAGCAAAGCACAUACGGGAAGGCAUCCCGAGGUGGCGGUAAUCACCAAAACAACUACCAGCCAUACUAAAGGAACACUCGAGAAGGAACAGCGGGAACUUCAUUGCAGGCCGUGUGUCACCCUGACCACGUCUAUCUCUGGGGGUCGCACGUUGCAGGCAGAGCGCAAGGCAUACACCAGAAAACGCUGUCCUGUGGUAUGGUCUCUUCCAACUUCAUGUACCAGCGUAAAGAUUAAAGUGGAAAACUUCAGACUUUGGCUUCUUUUUUAAAAAAAAAAAAUCUAAGUGUCUUAACUUAAAAUGGUUUUUUACAGGAGUUAAAGUGCAUAAAUGCCUUUACAGCUUAAUCAUUUUUGGUCUUCUGUUUAGUGUUGUAUAUCAAUUGUGGAACCUCAUUUUAAGUGUUCGUUCUUUAAGAUUUAAUGCUUGCUUUUUUCUUUUUAUAGCUUAGUGAAAUCUACAAACCAAAAACGAACUUUUAAAUCUGGGAACAUUAAAGAUCAUAUGCAGGCAGCAGGGGGCCAUAUUGGAAUAACCUGGCUAACAAUUUUCCUUGGUGUAAUUGCCACUUUUUCUUUCCCACUAGCUGUUGAAGCCAUGAAAGGCUCUUCUACGGCUUGGUUUUUAACAAACCAAGAAUUUCCUCUUUCCAAGUUUUCUACAGUUCUCUGAAAUAGCUCCAUCAUUUGAGCUGAACUGGUACAUCCGGGCAUGUAAAGCCUGAUUGGGUCAUCAGAGAUAUUUCAUGUCAACAGAUAUGCAUAUGAUCUUUAACAAUGAAGCAAGGAAUAAAUAAAGGACUUAAAGCAGUUCAUGAAAAUGGACCUUAUUUUAUUGUAAAUGUUUCACAGGCCUCAUCACAGUUUUGUCUUGGUUUUGUAGGUGGAGACUCUACAACAAAGCCAUCUUGCAGAACAUUAGGAUUCGACUUGGAGAGGGUGGUCUUCGUGACAUGAGAUUAUUUUGUAAAAGACUUUUAGUGUAUGACACAGCAGUGUCCAACUGUACAUAGUGGCCGAACUAGUUUUCUUUAUGGUUUUUACUUUGUCCUUUUUGUCAUCCAUGUUAUGAUGCAAAUGUGGUUUUGUGUUUAUACAAUUUUUAUUUGUACAAUUCCAUGUUGAACAAUUCCCAAAUAAAAUGCUUCUGUGAUUGCUGCCUUCUGAACUCAGACAACUGUUGCAGCAUUGUUACGUUGGUAAGAAUUGGCCUAGUGCACCUGAACAAGGCACGCCAAGUCAUAGCCAAUGCCUCGAUAUACACAGGGGAUGUUACAUGCGUGCAACAUUCCUGGUUUUCAAACAGCAAGCAUCCCAUGCGGUGAUGCAACAUGUUAAGUAAUUGCCAUGACUUUUAAUGGCAACAUCACAAUGUGGUGAAGAGUCAAUUUGCCUUUGCUCAGGACAGAAGCAAGUGAAUGUCCUCUGGUGCAGAUGUGGUCCCUUGAGCGUUUGUGAAAGGGAUUGCUGUAAUUGGGCUGUGAUUUGGCAUUUUUAAUAAACUGGAUUAAAAAUUUGGUCUGGUGUAAUAAACAUAUCAGUUGAACAAUGA
Messenger RNA from Heteronotia binoei (common prickly gecko), 2542 nucleotides. It is a transcript of the gene HNRNPDL, whose product is annotated as heterogeneous nuclear ribonucleoprotein D like. The record is from RefSeq and is a predicted model, not a curated record. NCBI's taxonomy places the organism in Eukaryota, Metazoa, Chordata, Lepidosauria, Squamata, Gekkonidae. Gene Ontology annotation, cellular component: nucleoplasm. Gene Ontology annotation, biological process: regulation of gene expression. Gene Ontology annotation, molecular function: poly(G) binding; poly(A) binding. The transcript is spliced from 8 exons. The coding region runs from base 124 to 1059 and encodes 311 amino acids.